CGUAGGGGAGCCCGGCUGCAAACCCGGCAGCCGAGAUGGCGGCGCCGCAACCGUGCUCGGACAGCUCCUGUUGUUCGCACCCCGGUGCGGUGCCCGGGGUACAGCAGACGCUGGAGGAGAUGGACUUUGAGAGGGGUGAGAAGGGAAUCUGGUCGGCAGCCCUGAAUGGAGACCUGGGCCGAGUGAAACAUUUCAUCCAGAAGGCCACGGACCCUAGCCAGCCCGACUCUGCCGGCUACACUGCGCUGCACUAUGCUAGUCGCAAUGGGCACUAUGCUGUUUGCCAGUUUCUGCUGGAAAGUGGAGCAAAGUGUGACGCCCAGACCCACGGGGGUGCCACAGCCUUGCACCGGGCCAGCUACUGUGGGCACACGGAAAUUGCACGACUGCUGCUUUCCCAUGGGUCCAAUCCUCGGCUGGUUGAUGAUGAUGGCAUGACCAGCCUACAUAAGGCUGCCGAGAAGGGUCACGAGGACAUCUGCUCCCUCCUGUUACAACACAGCCCAGCUCUGAAGGCUGUCCGGGAUCGCAAAGCACGCCUAGCAUGUGACCUGCUGCCCUGCAACAGUGGCCUGAGGGACCUGCUGGCCAGUUGAGGCUCCGCCUCCCCUCUCUGGCUGCCCUUGAAGGGUACACAGACAGCUCUCCACACCCUGCCUUGCUCAGCAUCAUGCUGCCUGAUGGGACCAGGGCCAGACUGCCCGGAAGAGCCCCUGUCUAGCUGGUGCGGGAGCUAGUAGGAAGGCUUGGGAGGGCUGACGACUGUGAGCCUGGACAGGUGAUCAUAUAAGUUAGUCCUUGUAGAAACAGCUAUCCAUUUGGAUGGAAAUAAAGCUUAUAUCUUGACAUCA
Messenger RNA from Arvicola amphibius (Eurasian water vole), 851 nucleotides. It is a transcript of the gene Ankrd39, whose product is annotated as ankyrin repeat domain 39. The coding region runs from base 36 to 596 and encodes 186 amino acids. Gene Ontology annotation, molecular function: protein binding. The transcript has 4 exons. Lineage: Eukaryota; Metazoa; Chordata; Mammalia; Rodentia; Cricetidae. The record is from RefSeq and is a predicted model, not a curated record.